AUGAACGUGCAGCAAAAUGUGGAUUGCUUCCACUUUGACGCGGGAUUUCGUAUGCCGUUGGUCAAUUUCGGAACGAAUAGCGCCGGUUUCAAGACGCCACAGCCUGGACGAAGAGGCCGAGGCACUUCCUCGUCGUCGGCGAUAUUUUCCAGCGGAAGAUCUGGAACCCACAUCACCUCGUCGAGCUCAAAAACCUCCUCUUUAUCAGAGUCCUGCAACGUCAUUGCUAUUACAGCAGGUCGUGGACAUGCCAGAGGCGAAGUAGGAAUCGCUGCCAUAGAUGUACGAAGGCCUGACAUGGUUUUAUGUCAAAUCAGCGAUCGACAGACCUAUGCUGACACCAUAUCCAAGAUCUACUUUUUCCAACCAGUGGAGAUCCUGAUGCCGGACACGAUGUGCCCGCAGAGGAAUUCCGGAAGUAAACUGUACGAGACUAUUGUUAAUAAUUUCGUGUCGGUCAAUAUUACGCCCAUUCCUCGAAAACACUUCAGCGAUAAGUCUGGCCUGGAUCGAGUAAAGACACUCUGUGCGAAAGACUACGCCAGCGUUCUUCUGGUUAUCGACAACAAGUACUACGCCCUGGCUGCUGCAGCAGCAUUGUUAAAGUACGUGGAAUUCAUCCAGCGCAUUCUGUACGUCCCGAAGGCCAUGAAGAUUCAGUUUCAAGGCCCCCAAAAUGCAACCGUGAUCGACAUGGAGAGUGCACGAAGCCUGGAGCUGGUCACUUCCCUGGCUAAUCUUCCCUUCUACAGUCUUCUGGGGAUCUUGGAUAAGUGUUCGACCCCUGCAGGAAGGAGACUUCUGAGAGCUUCGAUUCUUCAGCCUCCUUGCAUAAAAGAAGUGAUCGAGGGACGUCAAGAAUGCGUCGCAGAGCUCGUCUCGAAGGUCUCCCUGUUGUGUUCUCUUCGGGAGGCUUUGACCAGACUCGGAGGAGCUGAUCGGAUUUUGGAUAUAUCGUCGCAAAACAUGGAGACGGACAAUGUGAAGAACGCCGAGAGGAACCUGAACACCGUCCUCUUGCUGAAAAGCACCCUGGAGGCUCUCACGGAGCUGCGGAGUUCCCUCGAAACCGGGGACGCUCGGUUUUUCCAGCAAGUCCGACAGAACCUGCGAGAUCCGAGGUUUCAGCUGAUCCAUGAAAGAAUUCUAAAGGUGAUCCAUCCCGAAGCGAAGUCGCUGAUGGGCUUCACUUCAGCCAGCAUUCAACGUUGCUUCUCCAUAAGAGCAGGAAUCAGCGACCUCCUGGACGUCGCAAGGCAAACCUACUGCGAGCUCAUCGACCAGAUGAAAAAAAUGAUCGACGAUCUCGCCGAGAAAUUCCGGCUACCUCUGGAGCUGUCCUGCAGCGCUUCGUUAGGCUACCACGUCAGGAUGGACUCGCCACGAGGAAGCAACUUCAAGGCCUCCGAUCUUCCUCCGAUUUUCACCGAAGUGCAAAAGAAGAGGAACACCUUCUACAUGACCACCGAGUUCUUACUGGCACUGGGCCGACAUUGCAUCGAUGCCUGCGACGAGCUGCACGUGAUGAGCAACGUCCUGCUUUUUGAAACGAUCUGUGACAUCAGACCCCACGUAGGAUGCCUCUUCCAACUGGCUGCCGACGUGGCAGAGUUGGAUCUGAUCCAGAGCCUGGCUCAGAGCAGUACAUCCGCCUUUUACGUCAGACCCAGCUUUGGGCCCGAACUCCGAUUAAAAGAUUCCAAACACCCCAUCAUGACCGUCCUAGGAUUCGACUCCACUGUGCCGAACGACGUGGAAGCUUCCAUACGACACAAUUUCUGUCUGAUAACCGGGCCCAACAAGAGCGGAAAGACGAUCUACCUCAAGCAAAUCGUGCUGCUGCACAUCAUGGCACAGAUCGGAUGCUACGUACCGGCCUACGAAGCGCAAUUUCGAAUAGCGGAUCGCAUGCUGUGCGGUAUGUGCUCGGCGGACAACACCCAAUUCCAUGGGUCCUCCUUCGCCGUUGAGAUGAAAACAGCGGAUUACAUCCUGCAGUCCCUGACGCCGAGCACAUUAAUAGUCCUGGACGAGUUGGGCAGAUCGACGGCCGUCGACGAAGGUACCAGUAUCGCCUGGACGAUCUGCGAACAACUGUUGAACAGUCCAGCCUUCACCUUCUGCGCGACGCAUUUUUUGUACAUGACCAAACUGGAAAAGCUGUACCCUAACGUCACGAAUAAUUAUUUCGAGACCUUGUCCGAGACGAAGUCCUCGCAGGAGAUGCACCUGACAUACACCCACAAGCUGAUGAAGGGGGUCGUCGCCCUGAAGAACUACGGGAUGGCUGCUGCCUACUUCUGCGACCUGCCCAGCACCUUGUACGAUACGGCGAAGGAGAUACUUCCCAAAGUGGAGGAGAUCAAGAAGCAACAUUCACCAGAAGAAGACUCUCCCAGGCGCCUGGAGGCGAAAGGAGACUGCUACGAGCGCCUGAAGAAGCUUCUUCACCUCCUCUCCUUGGACCCAAUGCCCAAGGAGGUCCUUCUGAAGGUCUUCCAAGGCCUGCAGCUCGACAACGUGGAAGUUCCGGGGAAAAGCUCGACCCCGAAGUCCAGCUCGGACGAGAGGGAACGCGCAAAGGAACCGAGCGUCCAGAGUUUCGUGUCGGACACCUCUAAAAACGCCCCUUCGUCGAGUUCGUCGCAGAUCGAGAAACAGGAGCUGGUGAUCUCGAAGAGGAGACUCGUGGACAGCUCUACACCCUCGGAUUUCGAGGACAUCGUAGGGAAGCGGCCAGCCUUCGUCCUGUCUCCUCUUCCGGAACACUUUGACUCGAAUUCGAUUGUGAUUCCGUCAUCUCCGAAUUUCAUGGACCAACUGGACAGGAACCAGGCGAUUUCGGAAUUGUCGCAGCUCUCUGAUGACAGUCGAACGAUGUCCAACUUGUCGCUGAGAAGCGGCAGAACUCUGUCCCAGAUGUCCUUCAAGACCGACCGGCCGACGUACUCGAGGAAGAUGCAGAAGGGGUUCGACAUAAUGUCGAAUUUCAUGAAAGAGAAGCAGAGCGGGGCGUCCGUUUGCAGCACUCUGUCUCUGACGUCCAGCAUCUUUGCUCCAUCACGGAGCAUCUCGAACCAAAGCCCGUUUCGGCAGGAUCUCUCGAGGCCUGGAACUUCCACCCAGUGGGACGCUUUUCGGAUCUCCAAUCCAAUGCCUUUGGAGCAGGUUACAGAUGUAACCAGCUUCCCGGGUUCCAUCUUCUCCCUGGACACGCAGGACUCGAUGGACGCCAGGAUCAGAGCUCGCUGCGCGGAAGCGGAGAUCUUCAGGAUGAUCGAAGGCGACGACUUCGACGAACAAGAGUUCCUCGGCUCCAUUCCUACCGAUAGAAACCUAAAUUAA
Molecule: messenger RNA, 3345 nt
Organism: Orussus abietinus
Lineage: Eukaryota; Metazoa; Arthropoda; Insecta; Hymenoptera; Orussidae
Product: mutS protein homolog 4-like
Exons: 17
Coding region: 1-3345 (1114 amino acids)
Biological process (GO): reciprocal meiotic recombination; mismatch repair
Cellular component (GO): nucleus
Molecular function (GO): ATP binding; ATP-dependent DNA damage sensor activity; mismatched DNA binding
Source: RefSeq, a predicted model, not a curated record